AGAACUUACUGUUGGGAAGUCAAUGUACAAAUCUCUUCCUAUAAAUAGCACAAUCCUCUCACUUUCUUCCCUAUCAAACCUAACCAAACUCAACUCGGCUCAGCUCAUUUUACAGAAUCAGUCAAUGGGGAAUUGUGCAAUAUCUCCUCAAUACAAAAAGAAAAUUGGUGGCAACAAGAGCUUGAAGAGGCCCCUCACAGGCAAGAUCAUUCAUUUGGAUGGACGGCUACAGGAAUUCAGAGAACCCAUCGAAGCCAAACACAUCCUCUCCCAGAACCCCGAUUGCUAUCUCUGCAGCUCAGAGUCUAUGUUUAUCGGCUCCCAAGUCCCUCAUCUCGGCGAAGAAGAACAGCUCCAACCGGGUCAAAUUUACUUCCUCAUGCCGCUCUCCAAGUCUCAGGCGCCGCUCACUCUCCAGGACUUGUGUUCUCUAGCCAUAAAAGCUAGCUCAGCUCUCCCUAAGUUAACCCCACAAGCGCCUUACAAAUAUCAAGUGGCUGUCACGCCUCGGCCGGCAGGUUGCUGCGAAGUUCCACUCGGUUUUCAGGUUCCGGCCAGGAGAUAACAAUCGAUGAAACCAAAGAAACGAUGUGCCUUCUGCAGGUUCUUAAAGGUGUCCCCAGCUGGAAGCUUUAAAUUUUUUUAAUGUUAAGAUUGCAGCGCGUUACGUAGAUUAAUAAAUUAAUUAAUAUUAAUUAAAUAAUAGUAUAAUUUUAAUUAGGUAUGUUUUAAAUUUUGACAUUAUUGUUGUAGCUUUUCUUAUAAAGCUAGAGGCUAAGUGUGGCUUUGAACUUUGUAAAUUGUAAGUGAAACAAAAGAAAACCUCUAUUUUUCCCAAUUAAAAAAAAAUUAUUAUAUGUUUAA
Messenger RNA from Mangifera indica (mango), 864 nucleotides. RefSeq lists its product as uncharacterized. The transcript has a single exon. Bases 23 to 565 code for a protein of 180 amino acids. NCBI's taxonomy places the organism in Eukaryota, Viridiplantae, Streptophyta, Magnoliopsida, Sapindales, Anacardiaceae. The record is from RefSeq and is a predicted model, not a curated record.